Brugia pahangi is the source of this 633-nucleotide messenger RNA. NCBI's taxonomy places the organism in Eukaryota, Metazoa, Nematoda, Chromadorea, Rhabditida, Onchocercidae. The record is from the annotation of a GenBank genome assembly.
AUGUUUCAGUUUCCGGUGAAAUUAACUUUGCUCACUGCAAUGAUCCUUUUUUGUUUAACUUAUCAAAUCAAUGAACAAUCAUUCGUAUCAUUAUCAAUGCGAUCAUUAUCAAUAUCACCAAAUCUGCCAUUAUCAUCGUCAUUGCCAUGUUCUUCUGGCAGUAAAUUAUUUAAAGCAAAUAAAAAAAUGCUUGCAAUGCCAAUUCAUCAAAAUAUCAAACGUAGUAUUGGAUUUGACAGAUUAAUUAGCAAAUACAAUUCUUCUAGUGAUUCAGGACGCAGGAAUAUUCGGAAAAAACGGGCCACUGAUCAAAAUUGUAAUAGCGGAUUUUGUUGCUUAAAAAGUGUAUAUUUUGAUUUUCAUGAGCACGGCAUGGAUAAUAUUAUUAGGCCAUCAGGAUUUAACAUGAAUUUUUGUGAUGGCGAAUGCAAUAUGCAAAUUGAGACUAAUGAUCGUGAUGCAUUAAUUUUGCAAGACAGAAUUAAUCAUCCAGAAAGUCCAUUCCGACGACGAUUAUCUUGUUGCAUACCAAUUAAAUGGUCAUCUGUUGAGAUUGUGGAAUUUAGAAAUGGUACUGAAUUUAAUCGUGUACUAGAAAAUGUCAAAGUGAUGGAAUGUGGUUGCGUAAUUUAA